This is a messenger RNA of Pleuronectes platessa (European plaice), 777 nucleotides long. It is a transcript of the gene aqp8a.1, whose product is annotated as aquaporin 8a, tandem duplicate 1. Gene Ontology annotation, cellular component: plasma membrane. The record is from RefSeq and is a predicted model, not a curated record. Gene Ontology annotation, molecular function: water channel activity. The transcript is spliced from 5 exons. Gene Ontology annotation, biological process: transmembrane transport. Lineage: Eukaryota; Metazoa; Chordata; Actinopteri; Pleuronectiformes; Pleuronectidae. The coding region runs from base 1 to 777 and encodes 258 amino acids.
AUGUCAGGGUCCAAACGCACCACAGAGGUGUUCACAGUGGAGGAGGUGGCAGAGGAGGUGAAGGGAGCCCGCAACAACAAGACUAAGGGCAUGUAUGAGAGGUACGUUCAGCCCUGCCUGGCCGAGCUGUUCGGGACCAGCCUGUUAGUGUUCGUGGGAUGUUCGUCUGCCAUUGGGAACCUGGGAUCCGGCAGCGUCCUCCAGCCUGCUCUGGCCACCGGACUGACACUGGGAGUGCUCAUCAUGGUGUUUGGGAAAAUAAGUGGGGGCCACUUUAACCCUGCAGUGUCUCUGAGCGUCUACCUGUGUGGAGGGAUGGAGCUGCUCAUGACGGGGCCUUACCUCACAGCUCAGGUUCUAGGAGGGAUGAUCGGGGCUGCUUUGACAAAGGUCAUAUACCCGACCGACUUGUACGACGUGGCCCUCGGUGGAGCCAUUAUACCCGGCACCACCGACCUGGUUAAGGCCACGAUCGCAGAGAUGAUGAUGACCCUGAUCCUCACCACGGUGGUGUGUCUGGGUGAAGUCAACCAACAGACCCGCUCGCCGUCGGCUCCGUUCUGCGUCGGCCUCACGGUGACGGCCAACAUAAUAGCAGGAGGGAUUCUGUCCGGUUCCUGCAUGAACCCCGCCCGAGCCUUCGGACCUGCGGUGGCUGCCAACCAGUGGACCCAUCACUGGAUCUACUGGGUCGGACCCAUGGGUGGUUCACUGCUCAAUGUUAUCUUCAUCAGGUUGUUCUUUGGUGACCAGAAGACUCGUGUUAUGCUGAAGUGA